Messenger RNA from Mesorhabditis belari, 468 nucleotides. The record is from the annotation of a GenBank genome assembly. NCBI's taxonomy places the organism in Eukaryota, Metazoa, Nematoda, Chromadorea, Rhabditida, Rhabditidae.
AUGUACACGGCUCGAUACACAACUUAUGUUGAGGGCAACUCUACCAUUGCGAGCGCACCGAGUCCAACGACACUUCUGGCGGGAACGACCCCAGCAGACGGUCGAGGAGCAGUGGUAAACGACGAGCAAACGGCGAAAACGAUAAAGAAACAAUAUGGAGGGCAACUCUACUCGACCAUUGCGAAACUUGCGGACAUUCUCUGCUGCAUUUCAUGGCUUUCGCUCGUGUUGAAGUUCUUCAAAAAUAAAAUCCUGCUAAAAGUAAAUUUAAAGUGUUCUGUUCUACUUGCUUCGUUCUCUUCUCUUUUAAAAGAGCCUAAAAGUCAUCCCGAUUGGCGUGUAGUUUGCAUUAACCGAGCGAUUUUUCUGGCUCUACCUGUGAAAUCUCCACGAGACAGCGAAUUUAUCGAGCUGUAUGUAGAAGGUUGUUUACGAGAAAGUCCCGGCGCACUCGGGUGUUUAUGGGAA